This is a messenger RNA of Manduca sexta (tobacco hornworm), 7493 nucleotides long. It is a transcript of the gene Rab3-GEF, whose product is annotated as MAP kinase-activating death domain protein. The coding region runs from base 270 to 6206 and encodes 1978 amino acids. The record is from RefSeq and is a predicted model, not a curated record. Gene Ontology annotation, cellular component: cytosol. Lineage: Eukaryota; Metazoa; Arthropoda; Insecta; Lepidoptera; Sphingidae. The transcript is spliced from 41 exons. Gene Ontology annotation, molecular function: guanyl-nucleotide exchange factor activity. Gene Ontology annotation, biological process: regulation of Rab protein signal transduction; regulation of apoptotic process.
GCGUGGGCGGCCGCGCAUGUCACUCCAUUAGUCGCCGCCAUACCGCGAUAUGUACUGCUACAUCACCACAUUUACGAAAAAUCGACACAUACGAUACUCCGUGUUAACGUGCUACUGCUCGACGAUGUAGAAUCACGCACACCCCAUCAAAACAUAAGGUUUAGGUAUAUUAGUAAGUGAUAAUAAUGACAAGCAAUAUUCUAUUCACAUAUAAUGGAAUCACAAAAGUUUGUAUGUAGACAAUCAAAGCACUUAAAUAUAUUAGAAGUAUGGACAUUCAAAAGCAACAUCUAUGUCCGCGGUUGGUGGAUUAUUUAACCAUCGUUGGAGCUCGCCCGUACACAUCUGGAAAAGGAUUAGCUCCCGUUCAGGCUCCAGAACUGUUACGACGGUACCCACUAACUAACCACGAUGACUUCCCCUUGCCGUUGGACAUGGUGUAUUUCUGCCAGCCAGAAGGCUGCGUGUCGGUGGGGCCGCGGCGGGCGCCGGGACAUCUCGCUUCUAGAGACACUACCUCAUUUGUAUUUACCCUCACGGAUAAGGAUUCCGGAAAGACCCGGUACGGUAUUUGCGUGAACUUCUACCGCGCAGUAGAGCGUGCGCCGGCGCCGGGGCCUCGAGAGCGCUCUACAUUGCGCCGCGACUCUUGGCGCAAGUCCAUCGAAAAAAGCUCCGACUCUGCUUUUUCCAGUGACUAUAGGAGCAGCAAUGUGGCGCCUAGCGACUCCGAGCGCGAGUGCAGCGCGCCGCGCGUCGCCGCGCCCGACUGCGAGAGCGGCGGCGAGCGCUCGCACUCGCCCAGCCCGCGCGCCGCGCGCCGGCGACAGCGUGUGCGGAAUCACUCCUUAACGUCUUUAUGUCUUCUGUCACAUCAUCCUUUUUUCUCUACAUUCCGAGAGUGCCUAUUUAUUCUAAAGAAAUUAAUAGAUGCAUGCAACGAGUCUUCCAGUCCACGACGUGUCGGUGCGUCAAGACAAAUAUUUAGGGACACCGUGUGGUCGGUGCUGACGGGGCAGGCGUACGACAACACGCCGACCAUCGUGCUGCACGACGUGCGCGAGAUCGAGACGUGGAUCCUGCGGCUGCUGUCGGCGCCGGUGGCGGUGCCGGGCGCCACGCGCGUGGAGCUCGAGGUGCUGUCGCCGUCUGCGCACGCGCCGCUACUCUUCGCGCUGCCGGAUCACACCAGAUUCGCGCUCGUCGACUUCCCUCUGCACCUGCCUUUGGAACUGUUAGGUGUUGAUACAUGCUUGAAAGUUCUGACACUAAUUUUAUUGGAGAAUAAAGUGGUGGUACAAUCACGUGACUACAACGCGUUGUCGAUGUCCGUCAUGGCGCUGGUCGCGAUGCUGUACCCGCUGGAGUACAUGUUCCCCGCCAUACCCCUACUGCCCAGCUGUAUGAGUUGCGCAGAACAACUGCUGCUUGCGCCGACGCCAUUUCUUAUUGGGAUACCAGCUACUUUCCUAGUAUACAAAAAGAAUUUCAGACUGCCGGACGACAUUUGGCUUGUGGACUUAGAUUCCACCAAACUAAUAUCGCCCACAGGCAAUGAUCAGGAUCUGCCGCCUCUACCGGAACCUGAAGGUUCCGUGUUGAAAAACCAUUUAAAGCAGGCCAUGCAUCUAAUGGGCAGUGCUGGAACUGGUGCACUGAAUAGCUUGACAAACACUACCGCGGAGCAAGCCUCAGCCCUGUUAAUGCCUUCGAGGAGAGACAGUGUCGGUGGGGCAACACUUAAAGUGCAGCCGGCGUGGAGCCGCCCGGGCGCGCCGGCGUCGGCGCCGCACAGCACGCCCGAGAGCCGCCGCGUGUCGCUGGGCGCGGCGCCCGCCAGCGCGGGCCACACGCCGCAGCGACACUCCGUGGCCUCGCCGCACUCCCCGCACUCCCCGCACUCCCCGCACGCGCCGCACGCGCCGCACCCCGCGCAGCCCUUCAACCCGCUCAUCUACGGGAACGAUGUCGAUUCCGUUGACAUCGCUACGAGGGUGGCCAUGGUGCGAUUUUUCAACUCGCAAAAUAUAUUAGCAAAUUUUAUGGAACACACACGAACUCUACGCCUCUACCCAAGACCAGUGGUCGCGUUUCAAAUAAACAGCUUCUUAAGAUCUCGUCCAAGAACUACGACAUUUCUAAACAAAUUUGCUAGGACUCAGGCUGUGGAAUUCUUAGCAGAAUGGUCGUUGACGCCCUGCAAUGUAGCAUUUCUUAGAGUUCAGACGGGCGUUUUCGAUCCUCGACAAAUUGGAGAUAAGCCGAAAUGGUUCGCUGAUCAGUUGCAGCCCAUACGGUUCGCUGUUUGGGAUGACGGUAGUUCACUCAAUGGCGCUCUUAGGCAACUCCAACGACAAGAUAAUCAACCUACUGACGAAAGCGGUUCUGAUUCGGAUGCAGCUGAAAGUACGAGCUCUUCGUAUUCAUCGCUCAGCGACUUUGUAUCAGAAAUGGUUUCUUCCGAUUUAUCUCCAGGAGGUAGUGCUCAUCAGCACGUCAUCGGCGAAACUUAUAGCGCUGUUAUCCAAGUGCCCAUGACGUUAUCGUCGACAUUGGAUCCUAAAACCGUAUACAGCCCCCCAUCAUCGCUGAUGUUCGGCGAGGCGGAGGUCCAGCCCGGCCGCCAAGAGGGCGCCACGUCCACCUCCCCGUCUCCCUCCGGCUCCAGUUCGGACCAUAGCGAUCUCUCCGACGAAGAAGCGCAGGAAGACGUCGCGAAAGUCGACACCGUUGAUACACACCCAACCCCUGUCAAGAAAAGUGACACGGACAGCGGCAGUUUCGGUCGCGAGUCGGACUCGAACUCGACGACGACGCCGCAGACGGUGGUGAGCCGCCCGCGCGGCGCCGACAGCGCCAGCACCAGCGACUCCGACCGCGCGCUCACGCCCUCGCACCACUCCCCGCACCACUCCUCGCACCACUCCUCGCAACACUCCUCGCAACACGCCUCGCUUCCGCACCAGUCGCCGCAGGUCAAAAGCACGGGCAGCGGCGUGUCUCGACAGGCGUCACAAACUUCCCUUCUGGAACAGUUUGCUUACCAAGCUAAGGAGUUAGUAAGGGAGACGACACGACAAAGCAGUCAAGAAGGACUACUAGCUCACAUGGAUAAGCGGAAGAAAGAAAAAAGUAGCGACGAUGAAGAAAAGAAACUAUUUGCGCCUUUUGGUCAGUUGACUCUGCACGCCAAGAAAGCAGCGGAAGAAGCCUCAAAGAGCAUGCAAGAAGCUUCCAAGUCUGCAUUAGAAGCUAGUAAGACAGCGACUGCCGUCAGUAAAAAUACAUUUGAAGAUUUGACUUAUGUGGGGAAGUCUACAUUUGGCGACCUUACCAAGAGCGCAAAAGAGGUUGUCGCGAAAAAAGGAUUACUUAUAAAGGGUGAAAGCCAAGACUCGACUGGCAGUAACGCUGGCCGGCGAGACUCCACUGCGCUUCAGACUACCAACCUGCUAACAGCGACCCAUCGCGACUUCUUCUCGAAUAUCAGUUCAGAUCUGAAUGGUUUGGCUGCUUCCACAUCGAGUAUGUUCAGCGAUUUCUUCGGAUCUAAAGGCAAGCAGCCGGCGGGCGGGCGCGCGGCGGUGGGCGUGGCGUCGUUCGGGCCGUUCAGCGCGGGCGCGCGCGCGGGCGGCGGGCGCGGGCUGGUGGCGCGCUCGCCGCUCGUCCGCCACGCGCCGCCGCACCCGCCGCCGCCCGCGCACCACGCGCACGCGCCCGACGCCGACAACCAGGCCUUCCUCAACGUGUUGGUACAACACGUGCUUGAAGGGGAAGGCGUCGGCUGGUUGAAGCUGAACCGGCUCAAAAAGCUAAUGGAAGACGAGUCCUAUAGGAACAUGGUGCUUAGUAAACUAAACAGAAACUUCAACAGGAAGUCAACGCCUUGCGAUAAAGUUGACGACGUGUUUAUAAGUAAAGCGGUAUGGAAAGGAAUGCUGAAAGUUCUUCAAGCGGUCAUACAUGGCCUCGAGCAUACGUAUUCGAACUUCGGCCUUGGUGGGAUGGCGUCCGUGUUCCAACUGGCGGAGAUGGCGCACACGCACUACUGGAGCAAGGAGUUCGCUGGCCUGGAGCAUGGUGGCAUGGCCGGUUCGGCAUUGACGGAACAUUAUGCCCGCCAAGAUCUUGAGACGCCAUCUUCAUCGCCAUCAUCGCGUAAGAGUUCUCAAACAGAUGUGCCAAUUGUGAACUAUCCUGAGAUGGACUCCUCAGAGGCACAAAGCACCACCGAAAUGUUCAAAGAUAUGCUGAACCAAAAGAGAAAUCUGCUCUUUAGUAAGCUGACUUCGUUCGAUUCAGACGCGGCGCCGUCGUCCGACUGCUCCGCCGACGAGAGCGGCUCCAUAACCACCAACCGAGCCAAUCUCUUCGACCACCGCGCCUCCUUUAAGUCCAACUUAUCUGAUACUGACGUCAUGUUCCUCAAUGUGGGGCGCGGGCUUAGCGCUGCCAGUGGGAAGCCGCGUGCUUCGAGCGUGUUCUCUUCUAAGUCUUCAUUAAGUGGAUACCGACCUCCCGUCGGAGUGCCUGUCACUUCGCCAUUAACGUCACCGGAUACUGCAAGAACUUAUCUUUAUCAAGGACUUAUUGGUAAAGAGAGAUCAAAUUUAUGGGAUCAAAUGCAGUUCUGGGAGGAUGCUUUCUUAGAUGCUGUGAGCCAAGAGCGUGACAUGAUCGGUAUGGAUCAGGGUGCGAAUGAAAUGAUGGAACGAUACAAAUGUCUCAGUGACACUGAGAGGAAGCGGCUCGAACACGAGGAGGACCGAUUGCUGUCCACCGCACUGUACAAUUUAACCGCCGCGAUGGUACUCUUCGGUGUGGAUGCCGAUAUAAUACGGAACAAAGUUCGUCGCUUACUCGCCAAGAGUCACAUCGGCCUUAUAUACAGCCAGGAAGUGAACCAUCUUCUUGAUGUUGUACAUACACUGCGCGGCAACGAGACGGAGCUGAAGCCGCUGGGCUCGCGGCUGCUGCGGCGCGCCACGUUCACGGUGCACGAGCGCGACGCGGCGGGCGAGCUGCGCUUCAUGGAGGUGCGCGACGACGGGCUCGUGCUGCGCUCCACGCAAGGCACUAUCGUGGAAAGAUGGUGGUACGAGCGGCUGGUGAACAUGACUUACAGUCCGAAGAUACGGGUCUUGUGUCUGUGGAGGAAGAACGGCGGUCAAACACAACUACAUAAAUAUUACACUAAGAAGUGCAAAGCUCUGUACUACUGCAUUAAAGAGGCGAUGGAGAAGAGCGGCCGGCGGCAGGACGCGGCCGAGCUGGGAGGCGAGUUCCCCAUACAAGACUGCGCUACAGGCGAGGGUGGUCUUAUACAGGUGUGCAUGGAAGGCGUUGGUCUCCUUUUUCACCACAGCAAGGAUUUCGAGUUCUUCGUGCGGCUCGACCACAUACGGAAGUGCUUCACACAGAACGGCGGUAUCUUCGUUUUAGAAGAAUUCAAUCCAAAAACAAGACAAAUAAUUCAACGAAAGUACAAAUCAAUAAUGGCGGACCAAAUAUGUUACGCGGUCCUGUGCGUGUUCUCGUAUUUCGCGGCGGGACAGGAACAGAAGAAGGCGAUACUGGAGCAGGCGGCGCGCGUGCCGCCCGCGCCCCUCGCCCCCGCGCCCCUCCCGCCGCACCGCCCGCCGCACGCGCCCGCGCAGGCGGAAAAGAGUCCAUCGGAUGUCGGAAGCAACGCGAAAUCCACCAUGGCGGAGGCAAGUGAGCGUCGGGUGUCGCGUGAUUUGGCACCUGCUGCGGAGCCGUCGGUGCGGCCCGCAGCGGCGACGGCGGCGGGAAGUGCAGCGGUGCCGGCGGGCGCAGGGGCGGCGGCGAGGGGCGGCGCGGCGGCCGGCCUGCACCGCGCCGCGCCGCCCGCCGCCGCCGCCGCCGCCGCCGCCGCCCCGCACCCGCGAGUCACGCGGGCGCUCUCCACUGCCGCCCCUUCGCGACCCCCCGAUCCGCCUGUUAUUCCGCCGAGGACUGGAACAUCAGGUCAACGCCCCACUGGGCCACCACCCGCCCUGCCCCCUCGACAACUUUCAGCGGGCGCUGAUUUUAGUUCAUCGAGGGCGGCGGGCAGUACGCCGCGGCGCCAAGCGUCAUCCGGCGCUCCGUUCUCUGCCAACCCGUUCACUUCUCCGCGCCAUGCAGAGUUUGUCAUCCCACAACGGAACAAUAUUCGCCGCUCCUCUACGACCGACCGAAAUUGAUGUUUUUUAUAUCUCGCUUUAAAACGAUUUUAUUAUUUAUACCCAAAUGUAAUACAAAUGUGUCUAUUAAAACUUGUCACCUUAUUGGUCUUAUAGCAGCUUAUUUGCGCUAUGAAACCAGUGAGGUCCUGAGUUCGAACUUUUAAAUGGGGCAAAUUUUGUGUUCAUCGAUUCGAAAUAUACACAUUAAAUUCCUGAGAUUAGAAUGUGAGUCCAAUAUAGCGAUAAUCUUUCCCCUAUCACUUGUUGAAUGAAAAUAAGUUCGCCGAUUAGCGGGUGCACCACGUACACCUCGACCCAAAUCCUCGGGGAUAUAGUUAGAAGCUUAUGAUACGUUCAUUAAAUUAUUGGUGAUCGAUGUAAAUGCUUUAAAUGUCAAUACAUAUGGAUAGUUCCCCCGUGAUAGAUUUGAAUAAAAUACGAAAGUUUGGAAUUAAAUCGCCUUUUACGAGUUAUAUCCAAAGAAAGCAAGUACAUCGUACUACUGCCGUUUGCUGCUGUCAAAUAAUCAAACGAAGCGGCAGUUUUUUUUAUAUAGUUAUUACCUAUAACUUCAGCUACGAAAUGGUUAAUGUAGCCGUGAUCGAAACAAAAAGCAUAAGUAAGUGCCGACAAUAUAAAAUCAAGAAGUAGAUACACAGAUGUAUCGUAGAGUUGUUGACCAAUUCAAAAAUAGUGGCCAUAUUUAUUUUUUUAUAUUUAAACGUCUGGAUUCUGGAGCCAUAGGGAAUUCAUUAGGUACACAAUUUGAUUUUGUUUUAGUAUUUUAUACAUUAUUGUGUUUCAACCAUUUAGAAAUGGUUCCUUUAUCCGAACAUUUAGGUGUUCUAAAUUAAGCUACCAUUUAAAUUUCAAUUUUAAGUUUACGAAAUAUAAUGCUCCAAUAUUAGAGUUUACCAAGUAAUUAUUUCACGUCCUACAAAAUCGAAAUAGAAGCCUCGAUAUAAUUAUCUACUUUGAAUUGUUAAAUGAUGACUUCUCAAUCCAUGCGCACACCGAACGUGCCCUCCCUUUUAUUAGUCAUUGUGAUAUUUUAGAUUAUGUUAGUAAAAUAUAAUUACAAUAGGUAUUUUUUUAUUCCAUAAAUUAAAUUGCGUGAAGUGUUUAGCGCCUCGCUUCAAAUUAACGAAAUAAUCUAUUCAUUAUAAACAUGACUGUUGUCUGACGAAAUGAAUCAAGUAUAUAUUAUGUACAUUAUAAUGAUUUACAAAAAUAUAAACGUCAGGGUUACCUAAAUGUAGAAUUAAAAGAAAUAUUUUAUUGCAAUAUUAAAUUAGUUACCUACAA